Solanum verrucosum is the source of this 2005-nucleotide messenger RNA. RefSeq names its product IRK-interacting protein-like. The transcript is spliced from 2 exons. Lineage: Eukaryota; Viridiplantae; Streptophyta; Magnoliopsida; Solanales; Solanaceae. The record is from RefSeq and is a predicted model, not a curated record. The coding region runs from base 14 to 1822 and encodes 602 amino acids.
CAUUCAUUAAAUUAUGGCGGGUGCAAUCACAAAUUUUGAAGAAAAUGAUGAUGAAUAUAAUGGAGUAAUUAGUAGACAAGAAGUUCAAGCUGCCAUUGCUAAAGCUGUAGAGCUUAGAGCUAUUCAUGCUUCUUUAUUACAGGGUAUUAAUAAUAAUAAUAAUAAUAUUAAUAAUAGCCCUGCUAAUUUCAUCAAGUUUCCUCCUCAUUCUUCUUCUUCUUCUUCCCCUGCUGCUAAUCUCUUCUCUGCUCAAGAUUAUCCUAUUUUUACACCAAGUUAUGAAGAUGCUCCAUUACCUGGAUCCAAACAACUACACCUCGACGAUCGAGGCUACACUGACCUUUGGGAUGAUUAUGGCCUUGGUGGAGUAGCAAAUUGUGAUGAAGUCAGUGUAUCGAAUUACAGAAAGGCGAAUUCCUCCUUAAGGAAAGGAGUUUCAUCCAAUUUGAUCAAUUCUGAGUCUCAUAACUGUCCAACUGAUGAUCAGAGAUCGGUCACCGGCUCUUAUACUGGUCAUAUCACUCUGCUUAGAAACUCUCCUGGUGGUGAUUACUCUAACUCUAGAAGAAGCUCUUUGGGUGACUUGAGAUCGCUUUCGUCUUACAAUAGAUCAUGUAAACUUGCUAUGGUAAGUACUGAGACAGAUGGUGCUAGCAAAAGUGGGAAAAGCUCUAAUGUAAUCGUGCCAUUGACAAAUUCGCACUCUUUAAAUCAAUUGCAGCCAAAGAGUAAAGGAAUGAACUUGUCGUGGUUGUUCCCUAAGCUAAAGAAGAAAAACAAGAAUGAAAAUUCACCAUAUCGGAGAGAGGCCGAGGAGGUUUCUCAGAUUUGUAAGGAUCACAUCGGGGUGGUUUCUGUUGAAACGUUGAGGAAAGAACUCGUGGAAGCAAAUGAGAGCAGAGAGGCAGCCUUGAUGGAAGUCGCGGAAAUGAAGUCUUCUUUAGGAGGGCUAAAGCAAAAAAUGGAGUACUUAGAAACUUAUUGUGAGGAGCUCAAGAAAGCCUUGAGACAAGCAAUUCAAACAAAAGAAUCCCAAGUAUCCAAUAUGCUUAUAGAUCUUCCGAGAAGGGGGAAAUCAACGGAUGGGGAUGGAGAAAACACGAUUCCUGUUAGUGAAGAGGUAAUGGUUGAAGGAUUCUUGCAGAUAGUAUCGGAAUCAAGACUAUCCGUUAAGCAAUUCUGCAAGACUCUUAUUGCACAAGUUGAAGAGACAGAUAAUUCCUUAACCGAUAACUUAAACCUUCUACUUCAACCUUACAAGCUUUCCCUUAACUCGAAACACUCAAAGGCGAUCCUAUACCAUAUUGAAGCCAUCAUAAACCAGUCACUCUUCCAAGAUUUCGAGAACGUUGUGUUCCAAAAGAACGGUGCUCCAAGACAAUUGGACCCUCAACAAGAUUGCCACGAUCAAUUCUCAUCGUUUGUCUCGUUGAGGAACCUAAGCUGGAAUGAAGUGUUACGAAAGGGGACUAAAUACUAUAGUGAAGAUUUCAGUAAAUUUUGUGAUCAGAAAAUGUGUUGCAUCAUCACAUCACUUAAUUGGAGAAGGCCAUGGCCAGAACAACUCCUACAAGCAUUCUUUGUGGCUUCUAAGUGCAUUUGGUUGUUGCAUUUACUCGCGUUUUCGUUCGAUCCUCCACUUGGGAUUCUGAGAGUUGAAGAGAAUACAACAUUUGAUAAGAAUUACAUGGAGGACAUAUUUGGAGAUAGGCAAAAAUCACAAGGUACAAGUAAGGUUAAGAUUAUGGUAGUGCCUGGUUUCUAUGUACGUGAUAGAGUACAUAGGUGUAAGGUAAUUUGCAGGUACAAAUCUGCAGCUUAAUUGCUAAUAUAGUUAGGAUAUCCUUCUCAAUUUUUUUUAUCUAACAUGUAAUGUUGAUCAGCCUAUGCUAAUCAUUUGCUUGAACGGAUUGUUUGGUAGAGUGCAUUAGAAAAGAUAAUGCAAGAUUAUCUUUGUGUAUUGUUAUUAUAUUGUUUGGUAUACGUUUUUGUACAACUUAUGCAA